Messenger RNA from Cadophora gregata, 297 nucleotides. RefSeq lists its product as uncharacterized. The record is from RefSeq and is a predicted model, not a curated record. The transcript has a single exon. The coding region runs from base 1 to 297 and encodes 98 amino acids. Lineage: Eukaryota; Fungi; Ascomycota; Leotiomycetes; Helotiales; Ploettnerulaceae.
AUGUUCCAUUGGGUCGAGGCCUUCAACAUGGACGGCUCGCGUCGAGAGAACCACUUCAUCAUCGCUCAUCCCUCACAUCUCAAACGCAAGACCAAGACCAACAAUCGAGGAACCUCAAUGCUCAUUCCAAGUCCCUUAGGACCGGAAACCACAACUUACGAGUCCCCAUACCAGCAUUACGACCAACACCAAGACCAACGCUCAACAGCCUCCCCAUCAGCUUCACCACCCCAGAGCUCCAUCUCCUCCACACCUACACCAACCAAACCAGCCAAUCAAUCCUCGCACCAGACAUGA